AUGUACCCGCAAAAGCCUAAUAAUUUAACAAAUCGAUUAAAUCUAUGCAAGAUUUUGGCGAUUGCAGGCUUCACCCUUUUCAUUUUCUUCAUGUAUGUUUCACAUUAUCCAGUUUUACCUAAUUCGAUAUCUUCCGACUGCCUUUCAUCUCUCAAGAAAACAUUCGAUUUACCUUCUUCACCACAACAAGUAUCUGCCACAGACAUCACCCAACUGGUAUUCGCCAUCUCAGGAUCCGUCAAGGCAUGGCGGGACCGGAGAUCAUAUUUCCGGGAAUGGUGGCGGCCAAACGUCACAAGAGGAUACAUCUUCUUCGACAAAAAACCAACCCCAGAUCUUCUCCCAUGGCCAUCGGAGCUUCCUCCGUAUCGUAUCUCUGAAAACACCACCAAGUUCGAUGUAUACUUGAGGCAUGUGAAGCCUAAUGUUAUCAGAAUCGUGAGAACAAUCCUGGAAGCGCAUAGAGAAGGAGACAAAGAUGUCAGAUGGUACGUUAUGGGAGACGAUGAUACAGUUUUCUUCGUGGAUAAUUUGGUGGAGCUUUUAAGGAGGUAUGAUCAUACAAAAUAUUAUUACAUCGGUGGUGUUUCUGAAUGCGUUAAGUCGAAUUUUGACUUCUCCUUCGAGAUGGCAUUUGGUGGUGCAGGAUUCGCGUUGAGCUACCCGUUGGUGGAGGCUUUGGUCGAUAAUCUUGAUGCAUGCAUCGGAAUUUACCCGUUUUACUACGUUAGCGAUCAGAUUUUGAGCGCUUGCAUUGCUGAUCUUGGUGUUCCUCUUACUCCUGAAAGAGGAUUUCAUCAGAUUGAUUUGGUGCAUGAUAUAUCUGGGUAUCUAUCGGCGCACCCACAAGCACCAUUGAUCUCCCUCCACCAUCUCGAUAUCGCGUUUCCAAUCUUCCCCGGAAUAAACCGCCACACGUCCGUCGCACAUCUCAUGAACGCUGCUAAAUUUGAUCAAUCACGACUUCUUCAACAAACCGUUUGUUACCACAAGGAAAAGAACUGGGCAUUCUCCAUAGCUUCGGGCUACUCUAUUUACAUUUACGAGCAAUACAUCCCACGUAGCAUUCUCCGAAGACCUUUCGAAACAUUUACUCCAUGGAGCUUGAAACGACAUCCACCUGAUUACAUGUUCAAUACGAGAUUAUUAGUUCCUGAUGAUCCAUGUGAAACUCCUCAUGUAUUCUUCUUUCAUUCUAUAAAGAGACUCGGUAAUGAUAACAAUACAACGGAUGAAAUCGUGAUGACUUACAUUCGAUCCAUGCAACGUCGGUUGCCCCCUUGUUCUUCAAAUCACUCCGCAGAUUAUAUUUCGAGGAUUGAAGUUUACUCUCCGGCAUCAAAAUUAAGCUUUGUAAGCUCAUGA
Molecule: messenger RNA, 1365 nt
Organism: Lactuca sativa (garden lettuce)
Lineage: Eukaryota; Viridiplantae; Streptophyta; Magnoliopsida; Asterales; Asteraceae
Source: RefSeq, a predicted model, not a curated record